UGAUGUGUUCCUGUUUUAUAAACAAACUUUGUUCAUACCCGGUAAUCGGUUAAAGUAAAGUUUGAAACGGUACUAAAGUAUGCCAGCAUACGUGUGUCAGGCUAUUGGGCAGCAAGAGACCUGCAGUCUAAAAAGUGCAGAAGAGUUGACAUUGUGCGCUUGUUAACUUUACUGCUGGUGGAUUGCGGGCCCUCUGAGAUCCACCAAAAUGGACUGCAUUACUUCAUCAGCAUGAGCAACUCCCCAGUAGCACCUUCUGAGGGACAUCCUCAAAUGAAGUAGUUCAUUCUCUACACGCCCACCCAGUGCUUUUUAACAGCUUCAGAUUUUUUUUAAAGGUUUUGGGGCAUAACAGUAUUGAUAAGGUGACCAAAGUACACAGAUAUUCCUAAUUGGGAAGAAAGGAAGGUUGAGAGUAAAAUGGACACUAUGCAACAUGAAGCAUCUCAGUCUGAGGGUGAGUGUUACAGUGUCAUGGUUCCAGUUAUAAUAUGUGUUUUAAGUGAUGAUGAAGAUGAUACAGACUCGCUGUCCUACUCACUGGCUGAAGGGAAAGAAAACGACUCUGAAGUUGCUAAAAUUGAAUUACCAGAAUGUGAUGGUUCUACCAGCAAAAGUAGUAACCGUAAACAGUUGUCUGUCCACUCUGAAUAUGGGGAACAGUUGGAAAACAUACAAAUAAACCUUGCCAAAAGGUCAUUUGAUGCUGAAAUCCCGAGGAAAGAGUCCCAGAAUAGGAAAAGGUUCUUGCAUGAAGCAGAUAUAAGACCGCUAUCAGAGGCAUUGUGGGAGAGUAAAGGCAGCCCUUGCAAGCAUGUUACAGGUGGUUUUCAUAUUGCGUCAGAUUGCCACAGUGUAGAUGAACCAAUAUCUUUAGAUGUUGGGUCUGAAAAAGCUGUGCCUGCAGAAAAUCUGAGAGAGCAAUCAGAGGUGGAUGCCAACCUUCACCACAACAAAAAAGCCUCCAAACUCGCUAAUGUCUCAGAAAAUACUUCCCUUGCUCUGGAUUCCACUGUGGGACACGUGAAAGACAUUAACCUGGCCACUGAACAGACAAGCUUGGGAAGAGUUGCUGAAAAUACAGAGGAGGUUGGUGAAAGAGAGGAGGGACCUAUUACAUCGGUUAAUGAAGAGAAACAUUCAUAUUUUUUGGAAGCUGGAAAUAAAAGCGGAAUGGUGGAAGGCAAACUACAUGAUGGGAUUUCAGUUCCAUUCUGUGACGAGCAAACUGCUAUGCUGGUUGAAUCUGAUAAACUAACAGAGAACUGUAAACAGAAAUCUCUGAUUAGCUCCAACAUUGCACCUAUGACAAAUGUGUUGAGAGAAAAAGCCUACAAGUGCAGCCUUUCAUUGAAGCAGGAAUGUGUGACUGAACAUGUCGCACUGGACCAGCCACAGCUUGCGACACAACAAGGUCAAAGACUUGAAAAUUGUGUCUCUGAGCUUUGUUCCAAAAAAAUUUCCAUGGAGAAUGUAACCUGUACCAUCAAAAGCAUCAGGAGGAAAGAGUUUAAGAUGGUAAAGAGACCAGAUACAAAGCCAAAUGAUAAAGACAUUCUGAAUGUUCAAAAAUAUGAAACCACGGAGCAUAAUUUAAACACUGUCACGGAAGCAUGUAGUUGUGUCAUGUGCCAGUCUGUGUUUAGCAGGAAGAUUCAACAGCCAAUACUGACACACUGUGACUCCAAGUCUUAUACCUGCAAGCAAUGUGACUAUGCAACUGAUCGAAAAAAAGCUCUGAAGAUACAUGCAAGGAUCCACACAGAUAUAAAACCUUACAAGUGUGGCAAGUGUGCUUCUGAUUUUCACACCUGUGAUGAAUCAUGUAAGUCCAAACCCUUCAAGCAGCGAGAUUGUGAUUACACAGAGAGUAGCCUCCAAGCGCAUACAGCAGCCCAUGCAAGCUUUGGCAUAAACAGUCUUAGGCUUCACAAGAAGAAGCAUGUUGAUUUCGGUGCACGGUUCAAGUGUGAUCAGUGUGAGUAUUUCACGAACAAUUCUUACAACCUACAGUGUCACUCCAGAAUUCACACAGGUGAGAAACCAUACCACUGUGAAGAGUGUGCUUAUUCAUUUCGUACCUUGAGCCAACUAAAUCGCCAUAAGCUUGUACAUUUAACCAGUAAAGUUAAAGAACAGUUUAAAUGUAAGCAGUGUCAAGCCUCGUUUCCUAGCUUGCACCAUCUUGGUCGCCACGCAAGUAGUCAUUUGGAGCUCAAGCAGAUGUUCGGCUGUGAUCAGUGUGACUAUUCCACAUACAGUUCUUACAAUCUCAAGGUGCACAUUAGAACUCACACUGGAGAGAAACCAUACCGGUGUUCUGAGUGCGAAACUACGUUUCGAACCCCAAGUCACCUUAAUCGCCACAAGCAAAUCCAUCUGAAACAUGAGUAGCUUAACAUUCAAUUACACCUCAAUGCUUUGUGUUGUUGCUCCACUUCUGAGUUUUGAUUAUUUCCCCUGCAGUUGUCUCCUAAUGAGCUUUUGUCAAAUUCACGGCUCGUCACUGACCCGACAGCUAUCUCCUACAAAUAUUUCUCAUUCCGGAUUAUCGUGUUGUGCAUAGCACAGAA
Messenger RNA from Polyodon spathula (Mississippi paddlefish), 2573 nucleotides. Its product is annotated as zinc finger protein 91-like. Lineage: Eukaryota; Metazoa; Chordata; Actinopteri; Acipenseriformes; Polyodontidae. The record is from RefSeq and is a predicted model, not a curated record. Gene Ontology annotation, molecular function: DNA-binding transcription factor activity; RNA polymerase II cis-regulatory region sequence-specific DNA binding. The transcript is spliced from 7 exons. Gene Ontology annotation, biological process: regulation of transcription by RNA polymerase II. Bases 421 to 2394 code for a protein of 657 amino acids.